AUAACCAAUUAACCAAACGAUGUUAUUAAUGACAUUUUUAUUAUAAAACAAAGUUUCGUUUGUGUGAAUCAAAAAUAUGAUAAACAAAAGGAUACAAUAGAAGCUUUGUUUAUAGUAAAACUGGCCAUAAUCAAGUGGAUAUCUGGCAAAAAUGCACUGUGCUAAACAUUCUCAAGCUAUCGUUAUCGUAUUUGGAUAUGUGUUUGUGACUUUUGUUUUAUUAUUUGAUUUUUAAUACUUAUUUACUUUUAUUUUGUAUUUUUUUGCACAUUUUUCCCCCUAAAUGUUUAUUAGAGAUUUGAAUUAACAUUGUGUUAAACCGUAUAAAUAAAAAUAACAUUGCGGUGCGGAGCCGCGAAUCCCGAAUUUUACUAGAUAGUUAAUUUUCUGUGUAUUACGUAAGAUAAGUGAAAAUCUUUAUAUUGUUUAUUUUUUAUUAUAUUAUAAUUUCAUUUUGUUUGGUUAAUUUUUUAUAUAAUUUUAUUGUACUUAGAGGGCACACUCCGAUACUUCCUGUAAAAACACCUGAUGGAUAUUGGCAUAGUAUAUAAGUAGUUAUAUGGCACAAAAUUUAACCGCUUCGGUAUAUUCAGCACUUAAUUAUAACCAAGUACAAUAUAUUCGAUUAAUUGGAUGUAAAAUAGCGUUAAUCCGUUAUAAUGAUGUAUAUCAUGACCAGGGUUCUAUUUAGGUCACAGGGGUAAACGCGGCCCGCACCUUCAAGUUUAACUAAUGAUAAGUAAUAACAAUCAUCUCAUGUUUUGAUUUGUUAUCAGUUUUUUUAUUAAUUAUAUAUCAUGCUUUAUUUUCAUUACUGCAUAUUAUUUUUUUGAAAGAAUAUAUUAUUAUUAAACAUAUAAAAACUAUUUUGGUCGUGUACGUUGACUGUGACAUAAUUGAUAUUGUCUUGUUCAUGUGAAUUUGUGUUGUGUAAAAGUUAUUAUUGUAUCGGGAUCUAUCGUCGCGUCCGCACUCGGCUUCGUGCUUCCAAUCGGUGGCUGACCACCCGACCGCAAUAUGUGACCCUCGCCCUGAAGCUAGUAUUACCGUAUCGUAGAUCUAGUUAACUGGUCCUUGAGCCUGCAUGAAGGUAUUGACAAGCAUUCCACCGACGAAUGCAAAAUGGAAUACUCUGUCCAGCUGACCUUCAGGGAGCAAUGGUUAGAUGAGAGACUCAAGUUUAAUAACUUGGGAGGUCGUCUAAAAUACCUCACCCUGACAGAAGCGAACAGGGUAUGGAUGCCUGACCUGUUCUUCUCGAACGAGAAAGAGGGCCAUUUCCACAACAUCAUCAUGCCUAACGUGUAUAUCAGGAUCUUCCCCAACGGGAAUGUGCUGUACAGCAUCCGAAUCUCUUUGACCCUGUCCUGCCCUAUGAACCUGAAAUUAUACCCGUUGGAUAAGCAAACGUGCUCCUUGAGAAUGGCCAGUUAUGGCUGGACGACUGAUGACUUAGUGUUCCUGUGGAAGGAGGGCGACCCCGUGCAGGUCGUGAAGAACCUCCACCUGCCUCGCUUCACGCUCGAGAAGUUCCUCACUGAUUACUGCAACAGCAAGACUAAUACUGGUGAAUACAGUUGCCUGAAAGUGGACCUGCUGUUCAAGAGAGAGUUCAGUUACUACCUCAUCCAGAUCUACAUCCCUUGCUGCAUGCUGGUGAUCGUGUCCUGGGUGUCCUUCUGGCUGGACCAGGGCGCUGUGCCAGCUAGGGUAUCGCUGGGAGUAACUACACUUCUCACAAUGGCGACACAAUCAUCAGGCAUCAACGCCUCGUUACCCCCCGUCUCAUACACCAAGGCUAUUGACGUAUGGACGGGGGUCUGCCUCACUUUCGUCUUCGGGGCAUUGCUGGAGUUCGCCCUCGUGAACUACGCCUCUCGCUCUGACAUGCACAGAGAGAACAUGAAGAAGUCGAGACGGGAGAUGGAGGCCGCCGCAAGCAUGGACGCAGCGUCAGACUUGCUAGAUACAGAUAGCAACACCACUUUCGCAAUGAAGCCACUCAUGCGCGGCGGCGUGGUGGACUCCAAGAUGCGGCAGUGCGAGAUCCACAUGAGCCCCCCGCGCAAGAACUGCUGCCGGCUGUGGAUGUCCAAGUUCCCCACGCGCUCCAAGCGGAUAGACGUCAUCUCGCGCAUCACCUUCCCGCUCGUCUUCGCGCUCUUCAACCUCGCUUACUGGUAAACCU
Maniola jurtina (meadow brown) is the source of this 2188-nucleotide messenger RNA. It is a transcript of the gene GluClalpha, whose product is annotated as glutamate-gated chloride channel. Gene Ontology annotation, biological process: regulation of membrane potential; chemical synaptic transmission; signal transduction. The coding region runs from base 1123 to 2184 and encodes 353 amino acids. Gene Ontology annotation, cellular component: membrane; neuron projection; synapse. The transcript has 7 exons. The record is from RefSeq and is a predicted model, not a curated record. NCBI's taxonomy places the organism in Eukaryota, Metazoa, Arthropoda, Insecta, Lepidoptera, Nymphalidae. Gene Ontology annotation, molecular function: neurotransmitter receptor activity; transmembrane signaling receptor activity; chloride channel activity.